Molecule: messenger RNA, 1936 nt
Organism: Cuscuta campestris
Lineage: Eukaryota; Viridiplantae; Streptophyta; Magnoliopsida; Solanales; Convolvulaceae
Source: the annotation of a GenBank genome assembly
ACUAAAAGUUUAAAAUAAAUUUCGAUGUUUACCACCGUUCUUAGAAGGCCCCGCAACAGAUAUUCUUCCUCUGCUUAGUAUUUUAACCGUAGGAUUCCCAAGAUUAAUCUCAAUGUUAAAUUUUUGUAUCCUGCUUCGCUUUUAUAUAUACGGGGAAGCCCGUUUAGAAGGGGAAAAAGCCGGUUUGGGCUAGUUCUAGUUUUCCCACUACUGGGAUGGCUAUACACUUGCAUUCAUGAAACCUUCUCCACUCUUCACCUUCUCACGCAUUCAUCCUCGAUUCUUCUCUGCUAUUCUCUCUCCACCGCCGCCGCCCCACCGCAGAAGGCUGCACGCCGCCGUCGCAAGCAGCGCACCGGACACACUUCGCUACCUGGAGUCCUUCCGCGGCCUAAUCGAUUCCCUUUCGAAGAACCCUAGGAACUACAAAGCCCUAACCGCCCUGGACUCCUUCUUGGCCCAGACCCACAUCUUCACCCCGGCAAUUUCAGUCAUCUCCAUUGAUUUUCUAUCACAAAUCAAGAAACUCCAGCGGGCGAAGGCUCUUGUCCUCAAUCUCAAACGCCAAGGGCAGGUUUCUGAUCACUUCUCAUAUGGCUUAGUGCUUGAUUUUUUAGUCAAAGAUGGGAACUUUGAUGCUGUGGAGAUGGUGUGGGCCGAGAUUUGUGGGCCGGGGAUCAGAAUUUGUGCUUCUGAUUAUGUGAUGCAUGUCAGCAAAUAUGGCAGUGCAGAUGAAGUUAAGAGAGUUUGUCGUAGGGUUUUGAUGGGUGGGAGUGGGAGGGUAGUUUGGGAAAGGCAAAGUCUUGUUUCCUUGAUUGGGGCUUUGUGCAAUGUGAAUGAGUGUGGUUUAGCUGAAGCGGUUUGUGUUGAAAUGCUUAACAGAGGGAUUCCAGUGGAUGAUUUGAGCUAUUUUGUGAUAUUUCAGUGCUUUUGUAGAAAUGGGGCUGUUAUUGAAGCUGACAAUAUUUUGAGAAAAUUGUGGGAAAGUAAUUUUCUUUUCGAUAUAUGCAUUUACGGAAACUUCCUACACGCGCUGUGUAAAUCCGAUAAAUUGAGAGAGGCGAAGAAACUCUUCUGCAAACUGAUAAAAAACGAUAAUGGUGGUUUGGAGGUGUCCAAAAAGGUUGUUAAGGGAGGGAGGAGGGCUAUAUUCCAAAUGAGUUGUGAGGUUCCGGAGAUUAUGGCAUAUGAAGCUUAUUUCAGAUCCUUGUGCAGUGCAGGAAGGAUAAAUGAGGCAGAGAAUCUACUGAAAGAAAUGAUGAAGAAAAGAAACGUGAUUGAAGUUUGCGUUUAUGGCUCCUUCAUCACAGCUCUUUUUCUGGCAGGGAGAGCAGAAGAUGCUUUGAAGUUCUUUGAAGUGGAGAGUAAGAAAAAAAGAACAAUAACGAGGGAAGAUAUGAGUCGGUAUGUGAUAAAGGGGUUGUGUGGUGAUGGUAGAGUCGAUGAAGCUUUAGAGCUUUUAAGGGAUAUCAAUAGAGGCAGUAAGAUGACAACCUACUUUUCUACUUCACUUAAUCACAUUCUUGAAAGUUAUUGGAAAGAAGGAAGGGUCGAUGAGGCGGAGAGAUUGUUUUAUGGAUUGCAGUGUGGCUCCAGUUUUGUGGUUUAUGAUGUGUCUAAUCAUUAUAAGACAAUGAUCAAUGGUUAUUGUGUCCAAGGUGAUGUUUCGAAGGCACUCGGCUUAGUGAAUGAAAUGGUUAGCAGAAAGAUGUCCGUGAAACCGACAUUGUAUUCUAUGGUCAUUAGAGGAUUGUGUGAUUGUGGAAGACUGGAUGAAGGGCUGAGAUGUUUUGAUGCAAUGAUUGGAAAUGGAAAUGCUGUUUCUGCCACUAGUUGGAAAGAACUUCUUCAUCCCCUGCUGUGAUUUUUUCUAUCUUAUUUUAAGCGCGCUCACAACACACACAUUCUUGUCAAGCAAUGAAUUCUAACACUUGAG